CCUCAUUUGAAAUAUAAAACUGCCCACCCAUUUCAGCUUUCUUUCCGGGAUUGUGCUUUGACCUAGAGCCAACAAACAGAGAGAAAGACAUGAACACCCAACCAGCUACAGCUAAGAGAAAUAGAAACCAUGCUGUUUGUGUCCCAGCUCCAUACCAAAGCCACAUAGGCACGAUGUUGAAACUGGCGAAGCUUCUAUACACAGAAGGUUUCUACAUAUCCUUCGUGAACACAGAGUACAACCAUCGACGCUUGGUCAAAUCAAAAGGUGUCAGAGCACUCGAUCACUUCCCUGACUUUCAGUUCCUAACCAUCCCAGAUGGCCUUCCUUCCAGUGAUGCAGACUCGAGCCAAGACCUCCAUGCUAUGUGUGAUGCUCUCGAAACAGAUAUGUCUGCUCCAUUCUGUGACCUCAUCUGCAAUCUGAGCCACACUGCAUCAACCCCAGAUGUUCCUCCAGUCACUUGCAUUUUCUCUGAUGGGUUCAUGUCAUUUGCCACCAACGAAGCUGCUCAACAAUUCAGCAUCCCUAUAGUACACUUAUGGACAAUCCCAGCAUGCUCCUUCAUGGGAUUCAAGCAAUACCGAACACUGAGGGAAAAGGGUCUGACACCCUUAAAAGAUACCGGUUACUUAUCAAAUGGCUAUUUGGAUACAGUAAUUGAUUGGAUUCCAGGAAUGAAGAACAUCAAACUUUGGGACCUACCCACUUUCCUUCGAACCACGAAUCCUGAUGAUAUUUUGUUCAACUCUACGAUGGAUGCCGCUGAGCGAGCAAAUACAGCUUCAGCAAUGAUCUUCCAUACCUUUGAUGCCCUUGAAUCGGACGUGCUUAAUGCACUGUCAUCCAUGUAUUCUCGCGUGUUUGCAAUUGGUCCGCUUUCGUUACUUCUAAAUAAGCUAGUGGAGGAAGAGAGUCCCCUGAAAUCCUUUGAUUGCAAUCUAUGGAGAGAAGACACCGAAUGUCUCCGAUGGCUUGGCACGAAGGAACCUAACUCAGUUCUAUAUGUUAAUUUCGGCAGCAUAGCUGUCUUGACAAGAGAAGAGCUUAUUGAGUUUGCCAUGGGACUGGCCAAUAGCAAACAUCCAUUCUUGUGGAUAAUUAGGCCCGACCUUGUCAGUGGAGAUUCAGCAGUUCUUCCCCAGGAAUUCAUCGAAGAAACAGAAGGAAGGAGUAUGCUUGCCGGCUGGUGUCCACAGGCGGCUGUUCUCAACCACUUGUCAAUCGGAGGGUUCUUGACGCACUGUGGAUGGAACUCUAUAAUCGAGAGUGUGUCUGCAGGAGUCCCAAUGAUCUGUUGGCCAUCUUUUGGGGACCAGAGGACAAACUGCACUUACGCAUGUACUAAAUGGGAGAUUGGUUUGGAGUUAUCAGGUGUAGUCAGGAGAGAGGAACUGGAAAGGCUAGUGAGGGAGCUGAUGGACGGAGACAAGGGAAAACAAAUGAAGGAAAGAAUCAAAGAUUGGAAGAAACUAGCAGAGGAGGCAACAGAUCCAAAUGGGUCAUCGUCCAUGAACUUUGACAAGCUAUUAAACGAGCUUCUAACUUAA
This is a messenger RNA of Rhodamnia argentea, 1550 nucleotides long. Its product is annotated as 7-deoxyloganetin glucosyltransferase-like. NCBI's taxonomy places the organism in Eukaryota, Viridiplantae, Streptophyta, Magnoliopsida, Myrtales, Myrtaceae. The transcript has 2 exons. The record is from RefSeq and is a predicted model, not a curated record. Gene Ontology annotation, molecular function: UDP-glycosyltransferase activity. Bases 90 to 1550 code for a protein of 486 amino acids.